AUGGACUUAUUGUUAUUGGCUGGAGUAGAUCCCAACAAUUCGAAAAUUAAGCAUGUUCAUUUGGAAGGCGCCGAUUCCGAUCUGACAGGCGUCGAUGCACAAAUUUCAGGUCAGUCCUAUGGUGCUUCUAUCCCUUUCGAGAAAGCAAUGAGUCCUGAAGUUAUCAUUGCUUACAGUAUGAAUGGGAAAGACAUUCCUCGUGACCAUGGUGCUCCUCUCCGAUGUAUUGUGCCUGGUACGUUCUUGACCAUCGAUCUAGGUACUGUAGCAAAGUCACGAGGUCGUGAAUUUAGUACACAGUAG
Cooperia oncophora is the source of this 303-nucleotide messenger RNA. The record is from the annotation of a GenBank genome assembly. Lineage: Eukaryota; Metazoa; Nematoda; Chromadorea; Rhabditida; Trichostrongylidae.